Messenger RNA from Doryrhamphus excisus (bluestripe pipefish), 3824 nucleotides. The record is from RefSeq and is a predicted model, not a curated record. NCBI's taxonomy places the organism in Eukaryota, Metazoa, Chordata, Actinopteri, Syngnathiformes, Syngnathidae.
AAAAAAGUGACUGACAGCUUUUUAUUAGAAACAUUUUUUAGAAGUCAAAACAAAAACUGAGUAGACGGAGCCUUUUUUGGAAGAUUGUCCUUUUCCCAUGGACCACUUCUUCUCCUCUGGACUCCGCCUUUCUCUGACCAAGGCUCAGGGAAGUCCCAGGCCAGCAAAGUGGAACAGGACGAUCAUUCCAAAUCCACAAAGUUAUUUUGUCAUGAACACAAUAUGAAGAUGUGCAGUUAUUGGGCGCAUUACGUCACCUGACCUAAACCCUGAGGGGAAGCUAAACACUGACUUGGGAGCUGGGAUUGCUGAUGCGGAAAAAUGUGACUUGUUAGUCAUUCAUAACAAACCUAUGGCAUUCCACAACACACACACACACACACACACACACACACACACACACAGUCCUGGUAAGCUAAGUCUUUACAUCAAAAAUGUGACUUGUUAGUCAUUCAUAACAAACCUAUGGCAUUCCACAACACACACACACACACACACACACACACAGUCCUGGUAAGCUAAGUCUUUACAUCAUCACCAGCAGGGAGCGCUAGAGAUCAGAAUGAGCCAGUGCUACGUUUACGGACCUCCCUCCCAAGCGUACAAUCUUUGAAGUGCCUUUUUGCGUACGUUCCAUCUUUUGAAACUGGUGUUUUUUUAAUCCAACUUUAUUUGUCCACCACAUAAAAGACAUAUUUCACCAGCGUGCGUGGCAGACUUUCAGAGAUUUGGCCCCUCAGGACGAAAAGUCAACGCGGGUGCAAAAGCCUUUCUUUUUUCCCAUGUAACCUGAAGGCCUCCCAUCUACGGAAGCCUCUCGGGCUCACAUUAGCGGAGGGCUUCCAUCGACACUCCACAUCCCCAACAUGGCGAGAUAACGAGCAGCACGGCGCCGCUGUUCGAGGCAAAGAGGAAGAAGGCCGGCCGGCGUCGACGGUGGAGGUCAGCGACAUCUCGGCGGCGUUCGCGGGGCUGUGCUCGUCCAGCAGCGGCUUGGAGGAGCCGCUCGUGAUGCUACGUAAGCAGCGUCUCUGUAGCGGGAGCGCGCGCGCGUGAGAGCCAGCUUUUUGGUUCCGUUUCUUUUUCCAUUAUUGGUUGUUUUUCUUUAUUUUUCUUCUUGCGUCGGUUCGUGAGCUCCCGACGGAGACACGCAGAGAGGGGCGGCGGCGGGCUGGUGAACUUUUGCGGGGGGAUGGCAGGUCGAAGCCGGAGAGCUUGGUUCAGCGUCCUCUUGGGUCUGGUGCUCGGCUUCACGCUGGCCUCCAGACUCAUCCUGCCCAAGGCCGGCGAGCUCAAGAAAGCCGGACACAAGCGCAAAGCCAACCCGGCCAAAUGUGGCCUCAACGCGGCUCUGGGCAAGGAUCACGGCGGCGUCCUGUGGCCGCCUCAAGAUAACGGAUCGCCGGCCACAGAGACACCGGGAUCCCGCUCCAACAACUUCCUCUUCGUCGGGGUCAUGACCGCCCAGAAGUACCUGAACAACCGGGCCGUAGCCGCGCACAGGACUUGGGCUCAGACCAUUCCGGGCCGCGUGGAGUUCUUCUCCAGCGAAGGCUCGGACACCUCCAUCCCCGUUCCCAUCGUGGCGCUGAGGAACGUGGACGACUCUUACCCACCCCAGAAGAAGUCGUUCAUGAUGCUCAAGUACAUGCACGACCACUACCUGGACAAGUACGAGUGGUUCAUGCGGGCCGACGACGACGUCUACAUCAAGAGCGACAAGUUGGAGAACUUCCUGCGCAGCCUCAACAGCAGCGAGGCUCUGUUCCUCGGACAGACGGGAAUGGGGGCCCACGACGAGCUAGGCAAACUGGCCCUGGAGCCCGGAGAGAACUUCUGCAUGGGGGGCCCGGGGGUCAUCAUGAGCCGUGAGGUCCUGCGGAGGAUGGUGCCUCACAUCCGGGAGUGCCUGCAGGAGAUGUACACCACCCACGAGGACGUGGAGGUGGGCCGCUGCGUGCGCAGGUUCGCAGGGGUCCAGUGCGUCUGGUCCUAUGAGAUGCAGCAGCUGUUCUACGAGAACUACGAGCCCAACAAGAAGGGGUACAUCCGAGACCUCCGCAACAGCAAGAUCCACCGGGCCAUCACCCUGCACCCCAACAAGAACCCGCCCUACCAGUACCGCCUGCACAGCUACAUGCUCAGCCGCAAGAUCGCCGACCUGCGCCAUAGAACCGUCCGGCUCCACCGCGAGAUCGUCCAGAUGGGGCGCUACGGGGCGGCCGAGCCCGGUCGAGAGGAUCUCCAGCUUGGGAUGCCGCCCUCCUUCAUGCGCUUCCACCCGCGGCAGAGAGACGACGUCCUGGAGUGGGAGUUCCUGACCGGGAGGCACCUCUUCUCCGCCUUCGACGGACAGCCGCCCCGUCGCGGAAUGGACUCGUCCCAGCGCCAAGCCCUGGACGACAUCAUCAUGCAGGUGAUGGAGAUGAUCAACGCCAAUGCCAAGACACGGGGGCGGGUCAUCGACUUCAAGGAAGUCCAGUACGGCUACCGGCGGGUGAACCCGCUGUACGGGGCCGAGUACGUCCUGGAUCUCCUGCUGCUCUACAAGAAGCACAAAGGCAAGACCAUGACGGUCCCAGUCCGCAGACACGCCUACCUCCAGCAGACCUUCAGCCGGAUCCAGUUCCGAGAGGAAGACGAGAUGGACGGCGAGGCGCUGGCAGGACACAUCAACCAGGAGUCGGACUCGCUGUCCUUCUUGUCCAACUCCUUGAAGAUGCUGGUCCCGUUCAAGCUGGCCACGUCCGCUCAGGAGCAGAAGGAAGCGGCGGACAAGAAAGUCAACAUCCUGGUGCCGCUGUCGGGACGCCACGACGCCUUUGUGCGCUUCAUGGCCAACUUUGAGCGCAUGUGUUUGAUUCCCAAGCAGAACAUCAAGCUGCUGGUGCUGCUCUUCAGCACGGACAACAACACGGAGCGCGUCAAGCAGGUGGAGCUGAUGCGGGAAUACCACAUGAAGUACCCCCGCGCCGACAUGGAGAUCAAGCCCGUGGCAGGAUCCUUCUCCAGGGCGCUGGCUCUGGAGGUGGGCUCGUCGCACUUCUCCAACCGUUCCCUGCUUUUCUACUGCGACGUGGACGUGCUCUUCACCGCCGAAUUCCUCAAGCGCUGCCGGGCCAACGCCGCCCUGGGGGAGCGCGCCUACUUCCCCGUCAUCUUCAGCCAGUACGACCCCAAGGUGGUCUACGCCGGGAAGGUGCCCAGCAACAACCACUACGUCUUCACGUCCAAGACGGGCCUGUGGAGGAGCUACGGCUUCGGCAUCGUCUGCGUUCACAAGGGAGACCUGGUCCGGGUGGGGGGCUUCGACACCUCCAUCCAGGGCUGGGGGCUGGAGGACGUGGACCUCUUUAACAAGUUUGUCCAGUCGGGCAUGUCGCUGUUCCGCGCCACGGACCCGGGCAUCGUGCACGUGCACCACACGGUGGCCUGCGACCCCAAACUGGAGGCCAAGCAGUACAAGAUGUGUUUGGGGUCCAAGGCGUCGUCGCACGGGUCCACGCAGCAGCUUGCUGAGCUCUGGUUGGACAAAAACGACCACGCGCUCCGCAGGCUAGCCGCCAACAACGGCUCGCUUAGGACAGCCUGAGGGGGCCCCGCUGCCGCCCCGCUGCCGCCCACGCCCGCAAAUAAUUUAUUUUCUGCGUCGAAACUCCUUUUGAAUGAAAACUGAGACUCUUUUAUUGACAGGUGGCGUGUCCAGCCUCAGGAGGCGGGGCCGUGGUCGUGUACCUCAGUGCACCUCGGACGCCUGUGAAUGUUUACAUUUUCUCACACACACACACACACACACACACACACACACACACUUUCUUUUUGUG